AUGCAUAAUCAUGUUGAACCCAGUUUUUUUAAAAAGGUUACCCAACAAGAAUCCUAUCCCCUUUUAAAAGUUAAAGAAGAAAAUGCCUUUUUUAAUUUACCAAAAAAUAUAUAUACUGCAGAACAAGAAAUUAUCAAUUUGAAUGAAGAGAAUGUAGUUGAAAUUGAUGAUAGUGAUAAAGAUCAGGACCUAACUUUAUUUAAACAAUGCAGGCAUGAAAUUUUUGAAUUAUUUAAUUCAGCAAAAAGGAUACUUGAAGAAAAUAAAACAAACCCGAAUGGAAAUAAGUGGCUUGAUAGUAUUGAUAAGAACUUUGAGCCAAUGCGUAAAUUUGUUGAAGACUUUAUUCUCACAAAUUCUUGGACAACAAAAAAUAUAACUGAAAUACGAUUAAGAAGUUGA
This is a messenger RNA of Dentiscutata erythropus, 402 nucleotides long. The record is from the annotation of a GenBank genome assembly. NCBI's taxonomy places the organism in Eukaryota, Fungi, Glomeromycota, Glomeromycetes, Diversisporales, Gigasporaceae.